AUGGUGAACGUUCCUAUGAUCUACGCGGUCAUCGCGAUUCUCGUGACCGUUAUCGCGACCGCUGAAGCCGGCGGCUACGAAGACGUGUUGGGGUUAGUCGCCCGAGCAGGAUCCUAUGCUAGCUGCAAAGGAUCAAUCGCGGACUGUAUAGCCGAAGAAGAAGAGUUCGAGUUCGAUUCUGAGAUCAGCAAGCGCAUUUUAGCGUCGAAGAAGUAUAUAAGCUACGGUGCGAUAAGGAAGAACAAUGUUCCUUGUUCCCGACGCGGCGCAUCUUACUACAACUGCAAACGUGGUGCUCAGGCUAAUCCUUACCGACGCGGUUGCAGCACAAUUACGAGGUGCAAGCGUUGA
Messenger RNA from Microthlaspi erraticum, 351 nucleotides. The record is from the annotation of a GenBank genome assembly. Lineage: Eukaryota; Viridiplantae; Streptophyta; Magnoliopsida; Brassicales; Brassicaceae.